AUGAUGGAAUUGGCCAUGCAACAACCCAUCUCCUUUCUUACUACUGCUGGAUGCCUUGCAACCUUGGUGGCUUACCAUACAGCAACAGAGAAGGCGUGGUCUGUCGACAUCCGUACCGAAUGUAUAACCUGGGGAUUGCUGGCUUUGGGCCGCUGGCUCCAGCGCCAGACCAUAGGCAAGCAAGCUGGGUUGGGUGAAGCAAAGAGCGCUCCCGGCAGCAGCGGUAGCGGCAUUCUGAAAAUGGAUAUGUCGCCUUGGAAUCGAAUGAUGUGGGCGCUUUCUAUCUGCAUUGCGACCGCUCGGAUUAUCCCUCUAUAUUACGACGUAGCGUCAGCUCUGCCAUUGGCGACAGUCGCAGUCUUUCUAUAUUCAUAUCGGGGGUCACGCACGACCAGCGUGCUGCCGGGACCAGGAUCGAACGCGCCGCUCUCCUCCAUUACGAAGGAACCAAACAAGCGCCGGACACAACUUAUUAGAACGACUGCCUUUUUGCUGCUGGGAAUUUGGUGCUGUACUUUGUUGCAGACAGACUUCAACAUCUACAGUUAUCAUGAUGGCGAGAAAGGCUUCUAUUCUGUGGUGUUUGCGGCAUUUGUCAUGUUACGAAUGGCAGCAUUUGUUCUGCUCGAUACAGCGUGCAAAGACCGGGAUCUUUCAUCUGCAAAUAACCAGAAUGCCUUUUUCGAAACGGCAGAUGCCAUCGUGUUCCGUGUUUUCGGUAUUGUUACUGGGAUCAUGGUUGCUUUCCCACCCGGGGUGAAUCUCGCAUGGCCUGUGUUACUACAGGCGAGCUGCAACAUAGCAAGUCUUGUGGUUAAUUUCAAUUUAGUAAUUCUUGGUGGUGUCGUUCCCGCUACUACCAUUGACACUUAUUCUAUAGCAACCAUACGAAGUCUCUUCGCAAAGUUCACAACUUCUGCGCUGUCGUUCUUCAUCGCUGCAAUCGUGUCUCUAGCCCAUGCCGUUCUCAGUAUUCCACCUUCAUCAUACGCGUCUUCCUUGGCAGCGCGUAGACGACUUCUACUUCCUUUGACAUUAAUUCCGAUCCUGAGUCUCUACUUUUCACGCAGCGCACCUGCUCACCCAGAAUUCCAUCUUCCCCAAUCGAUACACCCGAUCGAGCAUCUCGCAGCAACAUCCGAAGCCAGAUUCAACGAGACGGUCAGCAGACAAUCUCAGACAUUGGAAGAUGCCUGUGCAGAAUACCAACGUCGCUAUGAGAGACGACCACCGCCAAAUUUCGACAAAUGGUUUCACGCGGCUAAAAGAACAAAUUUUGUGCUCAUCGAUGAAUUUGAUACCAUGAUGGCCGCCCUGGAGCCCCUGUGGGGAGUGCCGGCGGCUGAUAUCCGAGGCCGGGUCGAGAAUGCUCUCGACACAGGUCAGAUGUCCAUGAUCCGGUUUGCAAUCGCAGAUCACGUGCUCUCAUACUCGAUGGAGAACUUUGCCGACUGGAUGGCAGCUCAACUCUACGGCUGGUUUGACAGGGAGAUCCUCGACACUCUCCCAGAUAUGGUAUUUGCAAUCAACACCAGAGAUGAACCGAAAGUGGUGGUGCCGCACGACGUUCUGGCAAACGCGCUCAGCCACCGCUCGCGGACUGUCGGCAGCGAAAAUGCCGCCGCUGUCUCCCAGCGCCAUAUUGAAAAUGCGAAACCGCUGGCGGUCUCGCAUGAUGGAGAUGAUCGUCUCCCACUGUCUCAACGGGUCAACUUUCUGGAAGUGGGCAAACAAAAUGCCUGGGAUGCAAUGUCAGUUUCAUGUCCCAUUGAUUCACCUGCGCGUGACUUUGAACAUGUUACAUCUCCGUCUUUGGCUACAUUAUCUAGCUUUGGAUUCCUUUCCAACGUGUCCAUGAGUAAGGACAUAUGCCAGUACCCCCAACUUCGGGAUCUCCAUGGCAUGCUCCUAAGUCCUGCAUCAUUAUCCAUGACACACUCUCUGGUGCCUAUAUUUUCACAAUCAAAGAUCUCUUCGUUUCAGGACUUGCUGUAUCCAAGCCCAUGGUAUGCUGCCAAACUUGACAUGCUGGAGUAUAUGGAAGAUGAAGACGUGGACUGGGAUCAAAAAGAGAAUGUUGCUUACUGGACUGGUUCCACCACCGGCGGCCAUUCCACGAUGGAUAACUGGCAUCACUUCCAGCGGCAGCGCCUCACAUUGAUGGCCAUGGAUCACAGCCGACCCGUUAAUCUCAUGCGCAAGAAGCUGACGCCUCGUCACGGUCAUAAAUACGAUGUCGCAUGGGAGCCCAUCAACGGCACUAUUCGGGAAAUCACGCCAUCCCUCCGUGUGCGAAUCUCGGCCGUAAUUCAAUGUGACUCGGACGCCUGUGAACAUCAGCAAUCCGCCCUGGGCGUCGAGCCCGAUUCCCGGGAUGAUGUCAGUGCAAGUUAUCAAACGCGGUAUAACCUCGAUCUGGACGGGAACGGGUUUAGUGGUCGUUUCUACCGUCUCCUGCGGUCAAAGUCGGCCGUCCUAAAACAAACCCUGUACCGGGAAUGGCAUGAUGACUGGCUCGUCCCAUGGGUCCAUUAUAUUCCCAUCAACAUAGAUCUGACAGAUUUCCCGGAAACCAUUCGAUAUCUCACGCAGGAGCCUGAUGGACAGGCCUUGGGCAAGAAAGUUGCCGAAAACAGCAGGGAAUGGGCUGGAAAGGUACUUCGGAAACAAGACAUGGUUCUUGUUUUCUGGCGCUUGCUGCUGGAAUAUGGAAGGAUUCUGAAUGAUGAAAGGGAGCAAAUGUUUUUCACCUGCUCACCGCUGUGA
Aspergillus chevalieri is the source of this 2766-nucleotide messenger RNA. RefSeq lists its product as uncharacterized. NCBI's taxonomy places the organism in Eukaryota, Fungi, Ascomycota, Eurotiomycetes, Eurotiales, Aspergillaceae. The transcript is spliced from 3 exons. The record is from RefSeq and is a predicted model, not a curated record. The coding region runs from base 1 to 2766 and encodes 921 amino acids.